Stomoxys calcitrans (stable fly) is the source of this 1650-nucleotide messenger RNA. RefSeq names its product myb-like protein P. The record is from RefSeq and is a predicted model, not a curated record. Lineage: Eukaryota; Metazoa; Arthropoda; Insecta; Diptera; Muscidae. The transcript is spliced from 4 exons. Bases 1 to 1650 code for a protein of 549 amino acids.
AUGAAAUGUGUUACCUCCUCUCGCAAUUUGUCUUUAACAAAUAAAGUGACAAAAAAUAAAAAUCGCUCCAAUUCGCAUGCCACCAAUUCCUUAUUGACAAAUGCAGCCAAUAUGAAAAUAACCAAGGCCAUAGUAAAUUCCAAACAAAUAAAUAAAAACAAACAAAAAGGAUUAGCCACAGCAACUGCCAGUGCCAGUGGUAACUUAGCUGCUUUUUCUUACCCCAAACAGGACUCCGCCUCCUGCUCCACGGCUGCUAUGCAAGAUUUGGCUAAUGUCAAAGAAUCUGCAAACUUAGUGGGCCAAGGGAAAAAAGAGAGUUUUAACCCCACGACACAAAAUGCUCCUGCCAGAAACUCUUUGUCUGGCCUGUUAACAGCAACAACAAAUACAGCAACGGUGCAGAAAGAGACAGACUACCAUACAAAAGAGCAAAGAUCACCUACCAUACUCGGGCAAAGUAUAACACACAACCCAACAAUAACAACAAACGCAACUGCAGAGUUCCAGUGUUCAGCAGGGACUCAACAAACAAGAGAGCCAAAUAACACACCACUCUCCAAUAGCAGUGUAAAUUACCAACAACAACAACAACAAGCACAGGCACAGGCUAGCAAUAACAACACAACUACGAACUGCAAUGAGUUUUUAAGGUCUGCUAUGAAUUUGAAUUUAUCGUCUUUGGCAGCGAAAACACCACAGCUCAUAUCAGUUGUCAACGAACAAUCAAACCAAACAGUGAUCAACAUAACAGCGACCAACACGAACACGAAUGCGAAUGCAAAGACGACAACAACGACAACGCCACCAACGACGAAGCAAAACGAAGACAACGAAAAUAUCAUCCUAGCCAAAGCCAACAAUAGCAAAAGCCACGAAGUGACGACUACUGCGACAACAAUUAACAAUAAGACCACAAUAACGGCGGCUACAACGAUAACCGCAAAUUUAGAUCAUCAGCAAACGCAAGGGAAAGCCGAUCAUUAUCAGACGCCGCCAUUGUUGCUGCCGCCACAGCCGCCGCCGCCGCCGCAGCAACAAACGCCACAAAUAAAGUCUUUGGAAAAUUCUUUGAAAAGAAAUGUCGAAAGUUCUACAACAACAACAACAACAAAGUCAUUGAUAAAUCAAAGUGCUAACAUCAAUAAUCACAAUAAAAGUGUUGAGCCAAAUAUCAGUGAUAAUAAUGAAAAUAAUAAAACAGUGAUAAAUAGUCAUGACAAUUUGACUCUGCAAACCUCAGAUCAAACACAACACUCUCAUCAACCUCCCACUGAAACAAAUACACCACAAAAUUAUCGCGGUUUAAAUAACUCGGUGAUCAUAGCCAAUUUCAAUAACAGUUCUCAGGCUCAGACAUCCGGCUUAGCUGCCUUUACUCAAAAUUCAAGCAUUGCGACCAAUACAAAUGCCAUUGCCAAUUCGUUAUACAAUCAGAAUUCUUUUGUUGCCAGUGGUGAUCCCAAUCUAAAUCUGGCGGUUAUAGGUAACAACAGUGAACAUCAGCAGCAGCAACAACACCAGGCAUCACCCCAUUCUCAAGUGCAAUUGCAAGUGCCUCCACAGGAACAGCAACAAACAGCAGCCCAACAUCACUCACCUCACCUUACUCAACAUCAACAACAUCAAUUGGCCUUCAUCCUGGUGUAG